Manihot esculenta (cassava) is the source of this 1544-nucleotide messenger RNA. RefSeq names its product basic leucine zipper and W2 domain-containing protein 2. Gene Ontology annotation, molecular function: protein binding. Gene Ontology annotation, cellular component: membrane; cytoplasm. The record is from RefSeq and is a predicted model, not a curated record. The transcript has 8 exons. Bases 142 to 1377 code for a protein of 411 amino acids. NCBI's taxonomy places the organism in Eukaryota, Viridiplantae, Streptophyta, Magnoliopsida, Malpighiales, Euphorbiaceae.
AUAUCACCGUCCUAAAAAUCUCCCAUCUCUCUCUCUCUCUCUCUCUCUUUUCCCCCUCCCUCUUUAUUCUCUCUCUCCCAAAUCGCACUUUCCCAAAUCUCUCAGAGUCUUCCAUCCUCCGAUCCCUAAUCGUCUUGGUUUAUGAGCUCAAAGGAGAGACCCACUCUUGGUGGCACGCGGAUUAAGACCCGCAAACGGAACAUUGCAGCACCGCUGGACCCUGCAGCAUUUGCGGAUGCAGUGGUCCAGAUAUAUCUGGAUAAUGCUGGUGAUUUGGAACUUAUUGCUAAGAGCAUUGAGUCUUCCGACCUUAACUUCUCAAGAUACGGUGAUACCUUUUUUGAGGUUGUUUUCACAGGAGGCCGAACACAACCUGGCACGACAAAACCUGAUGAGGGGGACCACCAUCCUUACUCUAUAAUACACUGUGAUCCUAAGCGUGAAGUCAUCUUACCAUCUGUAAUAUAUAUACAGAAAAUAUUGCGCCGCAAGCCAUUCCUCAUAAAGAACCUUGAAAAUGUUAUGCGAAGAUUCUUGCAGUCGCUGGAACUCUUUGAGGAAAAUGAAAGGAAGAAAUUGGCCAUUUUCACAGCACUUGCAUUCUCCCAGAAACUAUCUGGGCUUCCACCAGAGACUGUGUUCCAGCCUCUGCUCAAGGAUAAUCUUGUGGGCAAAGGGCUAGUUCUUUCAUUUAUAACAGACUUCUUUAAGGAAUAUCUGGUUGAUAAUAGCCUUGAUGAUUUGAUUUCAAUCCUCAAGCGGGGUAAGGUGGAGGACAAUCUUCUGGACUUCUUUCCAUCUGCAAAGCGCUCAGCUGAAUGUUUCUCUGAGCAUUUCACCAAGGAAGGGCUUGUACCAUUGGUUGAAUAUAAUGAAAAGAAAACAUUUGAGGUUACACUGAAAGAAAUGAAAUCUGCAUUAACAACCCAGAUAGCAGAGGAAGCUGAUAUAAGUGAAGUUAUAGAUGCUGUCAAGCAACGGAUUAGAGAUGCUAAACUCCCAGACAUUGAGGUUGUGCGUGUAUUGUGGGAUGUUUUAAUGGAUGCUGUUCAGUGGUCAGGUAAGAAUCAGCAGCAGAAUGCAAAUUCAGCUUUGCGCCAGGUGAAAACAUGGGCAGAACUGUUAAAUACCUUCUGCACGAAUGGAAAGCUUGAGCUGGAACUCAUGUACAAGGUUCAGAUGCAGUGCUAUGAGGAUGCUAAGCUGAUGAAGUUGUUUCCUGAGAUAGUGAGGUCUCUUUAUGAUCAGGAUGUCCUUGCGGAAGACACCAUUCUUCACUGGUUCCGCAAAGGAACAAACCCAAAGGGCAGGCAAACUUUUGUGAAGGCCCUGGAGCCCUUUGUUAAUUGGCUGGAAGAGGCAGAAGAAGAGGAAUAAUUGCAGCUGCUGGUCAUAUGGCAUUCCAGUUUGUUCCAUGUUCUAUUUACUAUACAUUCCCAAGAUACUAUUAUUAGCUAUUUAACUCAUAAAGUUGCAGCUUUCGUAAUAUUUGUGAUGAUGUAUUUAUAAACCCGUUUAUGGUUAAUUACUCUACCCUUACUCUA